Molecule: messenger RNA, 1792 nt
Organism: Bicyclus anynana (squinting bush brown)
Lineage: Eukaryota; Metazoa; Arthropoda; Insecta; Lepidoptera; Nymphalidae
Product: lysosomal Pro-X carboxypeptidase
Exons: 8
Coding region: 75-1490 (471 amino acids)
Biological process (GO): proteolysis
Molecular function (GO): serine-type exopeptidase activity; dipeptidyl-peptidase activity
Source: RefSeq, a predicted model, not a curated record
CCGUUUAUUCAAUGUUUAUUAUUGCGGUGUCACCGGCUCCGCGCACACGGAAAAGUUAACCAUAACCGACCACGAUGUUAAAUGUUAAAUUCUUUCUAUUUUUGUUAACAUUGAUAUUGUUAAACGUUGUUAAAUGUAAAUAUGUAUAUGAAACGAAACUGUUCCAAGUGCCGCUGGACCACUUCGGGUAUCAGAGGAACGAAACUUUUAACAUUCGGUAUCUUGUGAAUGAAGAUAAUUGGGACCGAGGUGGCGGGCCGAUAUUUUUUUAUACCGGGAAUGAGGGUCAAAUCGAGACGUUCGCUCAGCACACCGGCUUCAUGUGGGACAUCGCGGCAGACUACCGCGCCAAGUUGGUCUUCGCUGAGCACAGAUACUACGGAAAAUCGAUGCCUUUCGGCGACAAAUCCUUGAACAAGGAGCACAUUGGGUAUCUGACGUCCUCGCAAGCUUUGGCCGACUACGCUGAUCUAGUCAACUUCCUACAAGGGGAUAGGAUGAGGCCUAGAUAUCCUGUCAUAGCUUUUGGAGGCUCGUACGGCGGCAUGCUGUCAGCAUACUUCCGAAUGAAGUACCCUCACCUGGUAACGGGAGCCAUUGCAGCAUCAGCGCCGGUACACAUGUACCCUGACAUGGUGCCGUGCGAGGUGUUCCACAGAAUCGUCACCUCCAGCUUCAAGAUCGCCAGCCAGAAGUGUGUCGACAACAUCAAGAGCUCGUGGAGUGAGUUGAGAACAUUCCUCGGAAGCCAGAACAACAGCGACUGGAUAAAAACCAAGUGGAACCUCUGCGAACCGGUCAAGAAUGCCACAGAUGUGCAGAAUCUGCUGGACUACCUGCAGACCAUGUACGAGACGCUGGCGAUGGUGAACUACCCGUUUCAGUCGGACUUCCUGAUGCCGCUGCCAGCGCAGCCUGUCCGAGUUGUCUGCCAGUAUUUGACCGAUAAGUUUAAUGGCACGCAGCUUUUUGAGGCUAUCGGCAAAGUGAUUGAAGUUUAUGCCAACUACAACAGAAAACCUGACUGCGUGAAUUAUACAAACACUAAUUAUGGAAACCUCGACGCUUCUGGAUGGGACUAUCAGGCGUGCACAGAGAUGAUAAUGCCCAUGUGCACGACUGGCAAGGACGACAUGUUCGAGCCUUCGCCCUGGAACUUCACCACAUACGCCGAGGGUUGCCAUAAGAAGUACGGCGUGUACCCGCGGCGCGAUGACGCCAGGAUACAGUACGGGGGGGACAGGAUCAAGGCGGCGUCUAACAUUGUCUUCAGUAAUGGACUGCUGGACCCUUGGGCUGGAGGUGGCAUACUCAAUAGUAUCAGCAGCACGGUAACAGCGGUGGUUAUAAUCGACGCUGCACACCAUCUCGACCUGAUGCCGGCCAACCCUAACGACCCGGAGCCAGUCAAGAUGGCGCGGAAUAUCCACAGACAGAACAUAGACAAGUGGCUGAGAGAGUUUCGCGAGGAACAGACCAAGAGACCGUGAAAUGCAUGUACUCAACGAUUUUUGCAACAUAGUGUGUAUGAUGCUUAUGUAAUUUCAUUGGAUUCGAUAUUCAAAUGAUACCAAAACAAGAUGUCAUUUUUCGAAAAAGGAAGGAACAAAGACAAAUUUAUCCAAAGUGUAUGUGUUUGUGUAAUUAUUUUUAUGUACUACAGCACAGACAAACAAAAUAAUAGUUAUUUAUGCAAAUCCCUAUUCACACCCAGUGACCCAAUGCUGACAGUGAAAUUGUUAAAAUAUGUACUUUUCUAUAUUAAUGAAAAUAUUAAAAACUUUAGAUUGAG